Messenger RNA from Penicillium roqueforti, 3780 nucleotides. RefSeq names its product protein thtA (gene thtA). Gene Ontology annotation, molecular function: U2 snRNA binding; protein binding. Lineage: Eukaryota; Fungi; Ascomycota; Eurotiomycetes; Eurotiales; Aspergillaceae. Gene Ontology annotation, biological process: mRNA splicing, via spliceosome. The coding region runs from base 1 to 3780 and encodes 1259 amino acids. The transcript has 5 exons. The record is from RefSeq and is a predicted model, not a curated record. Gene Ontology annotation, cellular component: nucleus; U2 snRNP.
AUGUCUGGCAACCAGCCCGUCUCGCGUCCGACGUGUCUGACUGGACUGCUCACCCAGCCACUGAUCCCAAGUCCUGUCAUCAACUGGAUUCUUCCAGCGCGUCUUCGAGAUAAAGACCACAACGAUGUUGUUUUCAUUGGAGAGCGGCGAAUUCAAAUCAAGGAAGCCCUGCCCAAUGGUCACCUUCAAGAUGUUGUCGAAAAAUCAGAUCUCGAAGGCUCGCUCAUCGGGGCAAAGGUCAUCAAUGUAAGCACUCAGUUGCCCUGGGAAACUCAGCCUCCAUCAAGCUUGAUGGCUCACCCUCACGACAAAAAUCAACUCCCACCUCAAAUUCUUUUCCUUGCUACGGACUCAAAUGAGCUCCUUUUCAUGUACUACUCAGAGAUUGGAGAUGGCCCAUUUGUUUCCUACAGUCGACCUUUGCCCCGCGAUGUCAACAUAGCCGACAAGUAUGGCAAGCAUAUAGCUGUUGAUCCCAAGUCGCGCGCGGUUGCAGUCAGUGCGUCGCGUAAUUUCUUCGCGGUCUUGUGGUUAAAAUCUCCCGGCGAACUCCAGAUGCAGAUGGCCCAGGGAAAGCUGAACCCAAUUGAAUGCGAAAGCUUCGUACAAGUGGAGGGCGAUAUCCUGUUCAUGGAAUUUCUUUACCCAAAAGACAUCAAUGACAAACGGACCAUUCUACUUCUUCUCGUCUAUAAACUUGGCACAACACGGUCUAUGGUGUUCGAAUGGGAUGAAGCCAGUAUGCUCAACCGCAUGAUUCCCAAACACACCUCAAUCUUUCUGCCUCAGGAAGACCAGUUGCCUAGCAUGGUCAUCCCUUUGGCUAAAGAAUCCUCCUACCUCCUGAUUACCACAAAUUCCAUGGCAAUGUACACACCCAAUUCCUCGUCUCGUCCGAUGCGAUACCCACCAAUCAUUCCAGAUGCCGAAUCGUCCGAAGCUGGACUGUGGACUCGCUGGGCCAGACCUUCGCGGAACUGGAUGUACAGUCAGAGGUACGAUGGAAUAUUCCUUUGUCAAGAAAAAGGCUGGAUCUAUUAUCUCGAGUUUGGCAACGAUGGUGAGCUCGAAACCCAGACUUCUCUGGGUCAACUCCACUGCGAUGUUGAUACGGCAUUUGAUAUUCUUGAUAUGGGCCAUGAAGGUGGUGACUUCAUUCUCGCUGCUGGAAGCCAGGGUGAUGGCGGUUUGUUUGUCCAGGAGGCACGGGAUCACCCCAGAUGUGUUCAACGAUUCGUCAACUGGGCACCAGUUCCCGAUGCAGUUGUUAUUCCCUCAAACACCUCAGGCAUCUUCAAAGACACUCCAUAUGAACACGAUCGGAUAUUUGUCUGCUCAACCUCUGCUUCAGGCAAUGGUGCUAUCACCGAACUUCGAUACGGCAUUGAGGCUCAGAUUGGAGUCUCAGCCGCAUUGGGUGGAUUGUCCAGCAUACGUGAUAUGUGGGCUGUGUCACUCGGUGCUAAGGAUUCAAUAUACCUACUAGCCUCCGACCCGCUCUCGUCGUUGCUCCUUCAUACGACUCCCGACAUGAGAGAUGGCAUUACUGCCCUUGAGGAUGAUACAGGUUUGGACAUCCAACAGACUUUGGCAAUGGACUCUACACCUUCCGGUGUUAUUGUUCGAGUCACAGAAAGAGCUCUGCACUUUUUUGUCCCUACUGAUUUCUCUCUCAGCAGCUGUGUUCAACAUGAUCCCCUUGUAUCUGUCACAGCAGCUAUUGUGGACGGCCCAAGUUCCACUAUUGUCAUGACUACAAGAAGUAAAAGGGGAAAUUUUCUCCACUUUCUUCGGAUAGUCAUGACUGAAGGACGUGCCUCCCUAUCUGAUCAUGAAGUUCCAUACCAACUCCAAAAAGAGCCCAUCUGUAUCUCCCACCAGAAUUGGGGGGAAGUUGGCUUCAUUUUCCUCGGUACCAGCGAUGGUACAGUGCUAUCAUUCGAGGUUUAUAACGAGACUGGUGGAAUCAGACAACAUGCCGACACUCGUAUCUCAGUCGGACGCGAGACUGCAAAAGACAUGUCAGAAACGAUUGAAAGCCUCGCUAUUAUCAAUACUAUCUCAGGCGGUAGAAGCCACGCGCUCCUUUUAUGUGGGCUUCGAAGUGGCAUACUUGUUCCAUUCAAUGUAGAUACAAACGUCGUUGAUCAUCAGGGUGACCCUGUAUUCGGUUUCAAACGUUUGGAACAAAGAGCGCCACACCAUCUUGGGCAAACAUCAAUCAACCUCAAAGCCCACAAUAAUUUUGCAUUGUUUACAUGCGGAGAUGAUUUCUGGCGUGUGUCAUGUGCCCCGAAUGGCAAGGACUUGGACUGUUUCUUGUCUCGCGUUUGGGUUACAGAUCAAAACUGCCCCGCAUACUUUCCUACCAGGUUCAGCAGCUUCGACCUUGUCGAUGUAAGAGAUCAAGAGUCAGGGAUUCCAACUACAUACAUGUUUUGUUUUGCGGAUGGUCAACUUCUGAUAUGCUCUCUGGAUCAAGAAGCAAAGGUCGUUCCUCGGCGCAUCGACAUUCCCGGGAAUCCAAGCAAGCUCACCUACUCCGAUCAUCUCCAAAGUCUCAUUGUUUCAUAUUCUGUGACCCAGACCGGAAAUCAAGAAAGUCCUCUCGAUAUUUCCCGCACGGCAUGUAUCGAGUUUGUGGACCCAGACAGACAGUCACCAGUGGUCUCUACCGAUAAAAACCUGGUUGCCCAAGGCCAUCUCCCCUGGAGACCACAUGGAGUUUCUGGUGAGAAAGUCACAUGCAUUUUUGACUGGAUGCCAUACAAGGAUGGCAAUGCAUACCAUCUUAUCGCAAUUGGGACUUCGAUCAGUUUGCCUCAUCGACCCAAUGACCGACAAGGUCGAUUGAUGCUCAUACAAGCGUCUCGAGAUGCCAACGAUCCUGGGCAGAUCACUUGCAUUGACAAGCACACACAAUGGUUUAAGGACCCAGUUUAUGCCAUGACGGCAUACGACGAUAGCUUGAUUGUUGCCGCUGGGAACAAAUUCUUCACGGUCACCUCACGAAAUUCUAUGACGAAAUGGGUUCGAAAUAUCACAGCUACUCUUCCAUCCCCAGCUGUUGAGAUGACAAUGCACGGAGGCAUGAUCUAUGUCACCACCUCGAGACACUCUCUGCUGGUCUACAAGAUCUCAAACGGGGAUAUCUUAAUGCACGGUUUCGACCCAAUGGCACGCGAUGGUUUGUCGCACAGUUUAUUGGCCGGGCAUGGAUGUCAAUCGGAUCUCCUUCUUGUGAGCACCCGAGGUGGAGCUACUAGGGCAUUCACAGACCUCGAUCAACCAGGUGACCUUGUGCCUCGUCCAACGGCCAAUCUCCCCGUCUCAUUGAUCAAGCUCACUCGAGGCUACAGGUCUCCAGCUGUGCUGACGACCACUAAGACCUUCUAUGGUUUUGGUAUCAAUGGAUCAGUCUACAGGCUCUUGUGCCUUGGUGCGAAGGAGUGGCACCUUCUUCGACUUCUGCUCAACAUAUGCCUUAGGGAUGAGGUCAUCUGUCCCUCCCUGUCCCGCAGGCACCGCUACCUUGAUGCAAUCUCCCAGGUCGAGAACAGUAUGCAUAUCGACGGCAAUAUCCUCGCUCGCCUUGUCAGUCGCGGCUUGAAGCACCUGGAUGAGGUUCUCCUGGCGUGCAACGAGAGUCAGUUCAAGGACCUGACUCCUGAAACAGUGCACAUGUUCUUUGAGGCAGUUCGGGACGUGCUUGGGGUUAAUGAACACCAUACCCAGGCGGUUUUUAGCUGGCUUCGUCAUAUUCUACACGUUGAGAUCUAA